Equus caballus (horse) is the source of this 5213-nucleotide messenger RNA. It is a transcript of the gene SLC41A2, whose product is annotated as solute carrier family 41 member 2. The record is from RefSeq and is a predicted model, not a curated record. Gene Ontology annotation, molecular function: monoatomic cation transmembrane transporter activity. Gene Ontology annotation, cellular component: plasma membrane. NCBI's taxonomy places the organism in Eukaryota, Metazoa, Chordata, Mammalia, Perissodactyla, Equidae. Gene Ontology annotation, biological process: monoatomic cation transport.
GGCGCCGGCUCCGGGCUGUCAGCGCGGGGCCGCGAGGGCGCGAGGAGGCGCGCGAGUCGGAAGGAGCCGCGGGCCCUGGGCAGCCGCCGCCGCCGCCGCCGCGGGGGGACUAGGUGAAUGCGCCUUCCACCCCGCGCCGGGGUGCCUCGCUCGGGUCUGAGGAGGCGGGGUCCCUUCUUCUCACACCGGCCGCCGCCGCCGCUGCCGCGCCCCGGGGCAGAUCCGAUCCCUCUGUGCAACUUCUAAACAUCUUUUGUUACUGGAAACAUUAUUUCCUGCAAAAUGAAGUCAACAUCUUAAUUUAAACCAGCGUUUCUGUGGUUCUGAUUCAUCUGCUGUGGUUCAUGAAGCUUGAGAUCUAAGGAGUACAGGGUCUUUUGCGAUGACAAUAUGACUAAUAGUAAAGGAAGAUCUAUUACUAACAAAACAAGUGGUGGUCCCAGUAGCGGAGGAGCCUUUGUAGACUGGACUUUAAGCUUAAAUACAAUUCAGUCAGAUAAGUUUUUAAACUUACUGUUGAGUAUGGUUCCAGUAAUUUACCAGAAGAACCAGGAAGACAGGCACAAGAAAGCAAACGGCAUUUGGCAAGAUGGAUUAUCAACUGCAGCACAGACUAAAAACAUGAGAUCUGAGCAACACGUGGAGUAUCACAGUUUCUCAGAGCAGUCUUAUCACGGCAAUAAUGGGCACACGCCGUCAAGCUGUGGCCAGAAGUAUGAGGACUAUGCCUCCUACAGUUACUGUGAUGGAAGGGAGGCUUCAGAGACUACUGCCAUGUUACAGGAUGAAGAUACAUCCAGUGAGGGUGACGAAGAUGCCAUCGUGGAAGCAAACCAGAAAUUGCCGAAGGAAUCCAGUGGUGUCAUGGCGCUGCAAAUCCUUGUGCCAUUUUUGCUGGCUGGUUUUGGAACAGUCUCAGCUGGCAUGGUUUUGGAUAUCGUCCAGCACUGGGAGGUGUUCAAAAAAGUAACAGAAGUUUUCAUUUUAGUUCCUGCGCUUCUUGGUCUCAAAGGGAACUUGGAAAUGACAUUAGCGUCCAGAUUAUCCACUGCUGUAAAUAUUGGGAAGAUGGAUUCACCCAUUGAAAAGUGGAACCUAAUAAUUGGCAACUUGGCUUUAAAGCAGGUUCAAGCAACAGUAGUUGGUUUUCUAGCAGCUGUGGCAGCGAUUAUAUUGGGCUGGAUUCCAGAGGGCAAAUACUAUCUUGAUCAUUCCAUUCUUCUGUGCUCUAGCAGUGUAGCAACUGCCUUCAUUGCAUCUCUUCUGCAGGGAAUAAUAAUGGUUGGGGUUAUCGUUGGUUCAAAGAAGACUGGCAUAAAUCCUGAUAACGUUGCUACACCCAUUGCAGCUAGUUUUGGUGACCUCAUAACUCUUGCCAUAUUAGCUUGGAUAAGUCAGGGUUUGUACUCCUGUCUUGAGACCUAUUACUACAUUUCUCCAUUAGUUGGUGUCUUUUUCUUGGCUCUGACUCCUAUCUGGAUUAUAGUAGCUGCCAAACAUCCAGCCACGAGGACAGUUCUCCACUCAGGCUGGGAGCCUGUCAUAACAGCCAUGGUUGUAAGUAGCAUUGGGGGCCUUAUUCUGGACACAACUGUAUCUGAUCCAAACUUGGUUGGGAUUGUUGUUUACACACCAGUUAUUAAUGGGAUCGGUGGUAAUUUGGUGGCCAUUCAGGCUAGCAGGAUUUCUACCUACCUCCAUUUACAUAGCAUUCCAGGAGAAUUGCCUGAUGAACCCAAAGCUUGUUACUACCCAUUUAGAACCUUUUUUGGCCCAGGAGUAAAUAAUAAGUCUGCUCAAGUUCUGCUGCUUUUAGUGAUUCCUGGACAUUUAAUUUUCCUCUACACUAUUCAUUUGAUGAAAAGCGGUCACACUUCUUUAACUGUAAUCUUCAUAGUAGUAUACUUAUUUGCUGCUGUAUUACAGGUGUUCACCUUGCUGUGGAUUGCUGACUGGAUGGUCCAUCACUUCUGGAGGAAAGGGAAGGACCCGGAUAGCUUCUCCAUCCCCUAUCUCACAGCUCUGGGCGAUCUGCUGGGGACAGCCCUGCUGGCCUUAAGUUUUCAUUUUCUUUGGCUUAUUGGAGAUCGAGAUGGAGAUGUUGGAGACUAAUCAAUCCUACAAACUUCUCUCAAGUUGCCCAGGAGGAAAACACAAGACAACCACUUACGGCUCUUUUUCAAAAAUCUUAAUCAGUAGUGUGACUUCUGCCAGGGUAAUCUUCAGUUGGCCCUGAUUCAAUUAAAUGGCCUUAACAUUUUUUUAAGGAAUUUGUGUUGAAACCAGAAUGAACAGUAUUUGUGCUGCUUUUCAUAGAAUAAAUAAUAAUUUGACAUAGAUAUAGAUAUAAGCUCAAGCUCUGAAAUUAACUACAUAGGAAAGAAUAUAGGAUGUUUACAAUGAAUAAUUUUAAAACCACAGGUGUAGCAUAAAUGUACUUUACUAUUGUUUAACUUAUAAUGCUAGGUUUAGAGGAAACAGUGUUGUAGUUUAGCCUUUCUUGUCUCACAGAUGUGUUGUACUGCAAAGCAUACUACAAAAUGAAAGGGGCCCAACCAAGCUUUUAAUAGCUUUGACUAUGCCCACCUCUCUGCUAGCUGAGGAUAAAUUUACCAAUUACUUCCUCCUAACCUGACCUAAAUACAUUCUGCUGAGCAUAAGAUAAACUCACUUUUACCUGCUUUUCCCACAUGCCCAUGCUAAUUUAAUUUCAACUCUGCAAGUUCUUGGCAGGCUACCCUUUAAACACAGAAUGACCUUGAAAGAUCUUUAAUGGAACCAGUGGGCCAUUUUUGAUCAUUGAUUUGUUGAAAGAAUGCUGAUCUUUCUCAGAGGACCUAACAGUCAAAAACAGAAGAAAUCUGAGCUGCAUUUGCAGAGAUAAGAUAGUGUGAGAAAUUGUGUGUGUAUGUGUGUGUGUGUGUGUGUGUGUGUGUGUUUGAGAGACAGAGACAGAGAGAGAAGCUUUUGAGAACUUAAUCUUGGAUUGUUGAUAGCAAAGCUCAUAGUACUAUUGGAAUAUUAGCAGUAUAUAGUUAUUCUUAAACACAUUUUAUUGAUAUGAUUUUGUCAUUUGGUCUAAAAAUUUUACUACUUACCCGAAUUUGGUAUUUGUUACCUACAUUAUAGUUAAUAGUUUCUCCUUAUUAAAAAAUAUAUACCAUUUAAUAUAACCAAGAUAUUAUAGGAUUUAGAAUGAGUGAGUGACUCAUUUGCUCUUCUGAAGAAGUCUGUUGAAACUUUUAGGCUCAUCAUUUUAAAAGAGAAGCUGGUGAAUUCAAUUAUUGUUCAUGCCUGUACUUAUCAUCUGUUUGCACAGGCUUAUUUCUACAUGGGACUCUGUCAUAUACACUACUGUGUUUCUCAAAUAUUUUUCUAAAACUCUGAUCUAUAUUCCAAACACUUGACCAACACCUUAAUUAUUCAAUAGGUAAGCAUUUUUAUAUCACAUGUAGUUCAUUUUUAAAAUGCAGUGGAAUCUCUCAAGACUGUCAGAUAUUUAAUAAUUUAACUGAUAAGGGAAGAAAAAUCCACAUCAACUUUGAUCAUCAUGGUUAAAGUUGUGAGUUAGUGUUAACCUUAUAUAAAUAGAAGAUUGUUUAUAAAUAUAUUGGGGAAGUGUUCCUAGUAAGCUCUUUAAAAUAAAGAGACUGGUUUAGAGUUAUAUAUUUUUGCUUAUUUUAAAACUUUAAUUAUUCCAUUCUCCUGCCUUAUAAUGAAGUUUCUAAGGCAGAGAACUGAACUAAUUAUAGAAUUUCUCCUUUGGAGAGUUAUAAUGUCACAUAGUGAACAUUCUUAUAAAAGAAAGAAUGAUUAAGUUGAUGAAUAUUUAGCUGCAAAGAUUUUUUAUUUUAAAAAAUUCAUAAAUAACUUCUUUGAUUUUACUGUAAAGUGUUUGUAAAUUACUUGUUUACGUUUGGGCUGUAUGAUUCAUUUAUAUUUUUCAGUGAUUUCUAUUUUGAUUUUUUUAACAUAAAAAAGCGCACAGCAAAUCACAUUUUUUAAGGCAUUUACCAACAAGUUUAGUCUAGUGCAUUACAUGUUCUAAAGCACAUUCAAACACACACUAUUAUUUAGCAGUCAUAGCAGUACCUGUGAAAAGUCAGGUCGAUAUGCCCAUCUCUCUGUUACAGCAGAAGAAACUGAAACUCAGAGAAGUUACAUUUUUAAAGUUGCACAGCUGCAAAGUGACCAAAUUGUGACUAAAGUCCAGGUCCCCGAACAUUUAAGGCAGUACUCUUUCUAUGACCCUCCAAAUGUACCGAGAGUACCUGACUAAUUGAGAGGAAAUCGACCAGAGAAACAGGAUUUCCUAAGUCCAAUAGCGUAUUGCUAUGUCUUUUAGAUUUCAGACAGGGAAAGCUCCAUCUAAUGCAUCUUGAUGAUAAGUGUAGCCAACUCUCAAUUAUUGGUGUUCCUAACACUGAGGACAACACAGAUAAAUGAAAACUUUAGAAUAAAUAACAGCAAUGCCUUAUUUCAUAGAACGUUUAAUUGCCACCGCCUUUCCCAGAUCUAGCCAUUUCCACAGAUGCUGAUAAAUAACCCGGAUGGCUGACGAGUUCUGUCUCCUUUCUCUUUUGCUACCCAAUCUUGGUUACAGCAACAAAAAGUCUAAAAGGCAUGUAAUAGGAAAAAAAAUAAAGACAUGGAAAAGUCAGUUACUGAUAAGCUGAAUUAAUUUAUAAAAGGGAUUUAGAUUCCUUUAAAAAAAUUUUUGCUCGUUUUUUGAAAGCCUUACAUACGUAUGCAAUCGAUAAGAUGACUUCUCUUAUUUAGCCACAAAAAUCAUUUAUUAUCAGUCUUAUAUAAUGUAAAUUCAAAGUAUUUAUUUUUUUACAACAUAAACUCCUGCUCUCCAAACUGCUUCCUUUCAUUAAUUUAUCAGAUACUUUGUUUAUACACAGAUAAUCUUUUUAAAAACAUAUUUUUCAUUCUUGCCUACCAACCAUUUUUUUGUUUAAAAAAUAAAGUUUCUUCAAACUUGAUAAAAUGGAACCUUAUGGUAAUGUAUCUUCUGGGAGACAUCAGAAAUUCCACACUAUAGACUAUCAAUGAUGUAGCCAAAUGAAGUACAUUUUAAAAAAUCUUUCAGUCAUUGGGCUUCCUUGCCUUAUAAUGUAUGUAUGGCCUGGUAUACCCAUUUAUAAUGGGCAUCUGCCAUCUUUGAAUUGUUGUAAACUCAAGAAUAAAAUUUAAGAAAUAUCUACCCA